AUGUUUCGUCUAAGCAGUGGGAGGGCCAUUGCCAGAUCCACCAACAUGGUUAUUGCCAGACGUACUUAUGCGGAAGCCGCUGGUGAUUUUUUGAAGCUACAAUUUGCUCUACCACAUGAAACGCUAUUCGCUGGGUCUAAGGUAACCCAGGUCAACUUGCCAGCCCAGUCUGGUCAAAUUGGUGUGUUGGCCAACCACGUUCCAACCGUAGAACAGCUGGCACCUGGUGUGGUAGAGGUGUUUGAAGGCGCUUCGUCCAAGAAAUACUUCGUUUCUGGCGGAUUUGCUACUGUCCAACCAGACUCCACCCUUUCUGUGAACUCCAUCGAAGCGUUCCCAUUGGAGUCUUUCUCAUCGGAAAACGUCAAAUCCCUUAUUUCAGAGGCCACCAAGAACGCCUCUUCUUCUGACGAAAAGGUUGCCGCUCAAGCUUCCAUUCAACUCGAAGUCUUGGAAAUUCUACAAGGUGCCUUGAAAUAA
This is a messenger RNA of Lachancea dasiensis, 480 nucleotides long. NCBI's taxonomy places the organism in Eukaryota, Fungi, Ascomycota, Saccharomycetes, Saccharomycetales, Saccharomycetaceae. The record is from the annotation of a GenBank genome assembly.